Molecule: messenger RNA, 5968 nt
Organism: Anolis carolinensis (green anole)
Lineage: Eukaryota; Metazoa; Chordata; Lepidosauria; Squamata; Anolidae
Gene: twf2
Product: twinfilin actin binding protein 2
Exons: 9
Coding region: 147-1196 (349 amino acids)
Biological process (GO): regulation of lamellipodium assembly; actin filament depolymerization; positive regulation of neuron projection development
Cellular component (GO): actin filament; myofibril; cytoplasm
Molecular function (GO): actin monomer binding; actin filament binding
Source: RefSeq, a predicted model, not a curated record
UCCGCCGCGGGAACAACCCGGAAGCGGGCGGCGCUGGAGCCAGAGCCCUUUCCUGCUUGUGCGCGCCAGAGACAGACAGAGAGAGAGAGAGAGGCAGGCACGGGCUGGGAAAGGAGCGUCUGCACGGCGGGAACCGAACCGGAACCAUGACUCACCAGACCGGCAUCCACGCCACUACGGAAUUAAAGGACUUUUUUGCCAAGGCUCGGAAUGGUUCGAUCCGCCUCAUUAAGAUAGUCAUCGAAGAUGAGCAAUUAGUGCUUGGAGCCUACAAAGAACUUUCUCGGCGGUGGGAUAAGGACUACGACUCUUUUGUGUUGCCGUUGCUGGAUGAACUGGAACCAUGUUACAUUCUCUACCGCCUGGACACCCAGAAUGCACAGGGCUAUGAGUGGCUUUUUAUCUCCUGGUCUCCUGACAAUUCUCCUGUUAGACUGAAAAUGCUUUAUGCUGCAACCAGAGCGACAGUGAAAAAAGAGUUUGGAGGUGGACAUGUAAAAGAUGAACUUUUCGGAACAGUUAAGGAAGAUGUCUCUCUUAGUGGUUAUCAGAAGCAUGUGUCAUCCUGCUCUGCUCCAGCUCCUCUGACAGCAGCCGAACAAGAGCUUCAGCAGAUCCGCAUCAAUGAGGUCAAGACCGAAAUCAGCGUAGAAAGCAAACACCAGACUCUUCAGGGGCUGGCUUUUCCUUUGCAACCAGACGCACAGCAGGCAAUUCAGCUCCUCAAGCAGAAGAAAAUCAAUUACAUCCAGCUGAAACUGGACCUGGAGCGGGAAACCAUAGAAUUGGUCCAUACAAAUGCCACUGAGAUCGCAGACCUGCCAAAAAGAAUUCCUCAGGAUUCUGCCCGUUACCACUUCUUUCUGUAUAAACAUUCUCAUGAAGGCGACUACUUGGAGUCAGUGGUGUUUAUCUACUCGAUGCCUGGUUACAAAUGUAGCAUCAAAGAGCGCAUGCUGUACUCUAGCUGCAAAAGCCGGCUGCUUGACACAGUGGAGCAAGAUUUCUCCCUAGAGAUUGCAAAGAAGAUUGAAAUUGAUGAUGGCGCUGAGCUGACAGCAGAAUUCUUGUAUGACGAAGUCCACCCCAAACAGCAUGCCUUCAAGCAAGCCUUUGCCAAGCCUAAGGGGCCUGUGGGGAAAAGGGGACAGAAGCGACUUAUCAAAGGACCAGGCGAGAAUGGCGAAGAAAGUUAAAUCCCAAUGGACAGAAGGACAGGGGUCAGGAAAAUGGGCUGUGAAGCUUCUACCAGCUUCCAGAGUUGCAGCUCCAACCAACCUUGGCAUUUGAGCCUGUCCAUUGAACUCCAGAGCCUUUUCCCCUCCACCUCUUCUUUCAGGGUCCUGUCCAUCUGAUUUCAUGGAGCUGGGGCAAAACGUGGGGGCAAAAGAGGGAAAGCUGCCAUGUCUUCCCUUUUGCCCUGUUGUUGUGUAAAUUCUGGGGGAGGGUGUGUAGGAAGGGGAACCCUAAUUGUUCUAGUUUGACAUUACAUUGUGACCUGGCUUGCUUGGGAUCUGUGCUGCAAAAUUUUAUUUGUCUGAGGGAGUUGCUUACAUGUGAAGAGCAAGAACCAAUCACCACUUUCCUUCCUUCAUGUAAACCCCACACAUAUUCUUUUAUGUCUUGGGUUGUUCUUUCUCAAUCACAGGAAAAAUAGAGAGAAAACAUCACAACAUUAUCAGUACUCUUUAGUAUCCCACUACCAUUAAUUCCAUUCCCUUGCUGAGACAGGCUUGUUUGCGUAGAACCUCAUAUACUGUUGAGACUUAAUUAGAGAAGUAUAUUCCAGAUAUGAACAUGGCAGUUCUGUUUCUACUCCCCCUGCCCACCUUCCUUGCACUUUUAAUUGUGUUCUGUUUUGUUUAACUUGAGCCUGUGGAUUUUCUGGAGAAGGGGCUGCAGAGGGUAGUGGGGUUUAUUCAGAAAGAAAGAAGUGUCUUGUUCGGGUGCAAUACUGCCGCUCCCUCCCUUGAUGGACUCCUGAGAACUGCAUUCAUUUCAUUGUGAAUUGUCUUAACAUCCCAUUUCAGUUCUUUCUGUCUAGCCUUGUUUGUGGCAAAGUUAUGAACUUCCACCACUGAUUCCUAGGAGCCAAGAUUGCUUGUUAAAGGAGUUGUCCUGUUGUCUUUUUUUAUAAAGCUAUGCAUUGUAGACCCAUUGGUUGAUUCUGGUGUGAUACCCCUCCUACCCCAUGCUUUGCUUGGAUGGCUCAGUGGCUGGUGCCAUGGUCACACAAGAAGAGAAGACAAGGGGUGCUUAGGAACAAGUGUAAAUCUCUGCCCUGUUGGAAUCUCCUUGACUUAGCAAAGAUCAAGGCUCUAGUCAUUUUCACACCCUCCUUGUACAUCAUCCCUAAUACACCUUCACAACCAUUUUAUAGGGAAAGUUAGCUAAGCCACACAUGGCCCCACCAACUUUCAGCCUUAUAUUCCAUAAACAUCCUGAGAUUUUUUUGUCUGACUUUACUGAGAAAAUGUGGGCCUGAACAGGCUGUUUGCAAGCUAGAUGGUUCCAAUUAGUGCCUCCAGUGGGGACUUUCUGUGAACACUGUAAAGCCAUCUGACUCCUUGGCCCACUGAGAGAUUUGCUCCGGUGUCGGUCACUACACAUAGCCAUAUUUGCUGUCAUUCCAGCACUGCACUGACACCAGUGCAUAACGUUACAAAUAUUGUAGCUCUACAAUAGAGCUUUGCCCAGCCAAGGGAGUGCUGGCACUUUCACAGAUCACUGAUCACUGAUUGGGCUGUGUUCCAUGUGGAGUGUACUUUGCCCACAGGGUGGUUCAAUUCCUAAGAUAGAUGUUGUUUACUGGAAAAGGUUGUUGUAAAUCUGCUUCAAGCAGGUGGAAGGAAGGGGAUGGCUUACACAAUGAGAAUGUUACUCAUGUUCCAAAGUGAGGUGAGCAGUUGGUCAGCUCUGAAGGCAAGUAAAGGAGUAGGCACCGGCCCAAGCUCCCACAAGGCUCGUGCCCCAAAUUUGAUUUAAUUUAGGAACACCUGAAAAUCAGUGAGAGAAAUGUAUUAUUUCUGGGUAGGUCAUGCAAUCAAUUGUGCUUGAUUAAAAUUCAACUUCUGACCCAUUGGAGAGCUUCUUAAUUCUUCUUAAUUUUCUGGGUUUUUUUUAUCUCAUAUAAAAAAGGAAAAGGAAAAAAUCAUCCUGAAGUCACAAGCCUUGAUGGAUAAGAAUCAAUGAAGUGGUGUUAGUUUGAUGACUUAGCAUUUUGGUUUCUCAUCCACAACCACCACCCCUUAAAAAAUUUGUUGUCACGUGUCUUCAAGUCCUACAUUUAUGGAGUCUCUAAGGUGAACUUAUAACAGGAUUUUCUUGACAAGAUUUGUUCAGAGGAGUUUUGCCCUUCCCUUCUGGGGCUGAAAGAGUGUGACUUGUCCAAGGUCAAUGGCUGAGAAGGAAUUUGAACCCUAGUCUCCUUGUCCUGCAUCACACUGGUUCUGUUUUAAGAUAUUAGUGUAUUUUGUUUUUUGAAUGCUGCAGUAGAACCAAAGAAUUGAAGUAGCAAAAUAUUGAGGUGGUUUGCCAGUGAAUGAACUCGUAUUUGCUGUAGCUUGUUCAUUUUUGUAGUGGAAGCAGCAGGGACUUGAAAUCAAGAACAACAGAGGUUGGAGAAUGUAUGGGAGCGAGCAAUAACUUCCAGAAUCCUUGGAGACUUGAAGGAGUUUCAGUCUUGAAAAAGAUCGGGUUCAAAGAAUUAUGCAGUAGAUCAUUUUAAAAACAAACAGACAAAUCAGAAAAUAACAGAAAUGUAAGUUUCAGAGCUCUUCCUCAGAUUCUGAGAUUGCAUACUCACCCUAUUUUGCUAUUUUGAGUGGUUUAUCAUAUUUCGGACUUUCUUCACUAUUCUUUUAGAAUUGUUCAGUUCUUGGUUCCAGUAUUUGGUGCAUGGGAGACAAUAGGGUACAGUCCAUAUUUGGCUCUAACCAGCAUGGUUCUUGAAUAGAUAAAGUUGACAUUCAAAUAGGCAUAAUGAAACAAUCUAUGGGCCACGACAGUAGUGGUGCUGUGUGUUUUAGUUAUUUUCUAAGUAAAAUGUGUCAUGGUUGCAGUCACCUUCAAAAUUUCCAUAUUUCCAUAUUCUUCCUCCUAUUAACAGCAUUACUCUGUUCAUUCAAAGCGAGGAUUGAAUGAAACUUGCAUGGGAAAUUUGGAUGACAACUCCUGUGAUCCCUUACUGUUGACUAUGCUGGUUCAGUCUCAUGAGGCUUGCAGUUACACUUGGCAUGCCAAAGUUUUCCCACUCCUUUUUGUAAGUGUGUUUAUAAUAAUCAUUGUUGGCAUGUCCUCUAAUAUGAAUCUGUUGAAUUUGCCACAUGUGAAUUAAAUCACAGUACCUUAUUAUCUCCAUCUCACCUUGGAAACUAAGCAAGGUCAACUCUGAUUAGUGCUGGAAUGGUAAACCACCAAUGAAUAUCAGGUGCUGAAAGCUAUAUUUGAGAGGAAGGAAGUGGUAAAACCAUUGCUGAUUAUUCCUUGCCUAAGAAAGCCCUAUGAAAUUGAUGGAGUAACUAUAAGUCAAUAGGUACUUGAAGGCACGCACAAAAUCCAAAAGAAAUUGAGUAGGAUGCAGACUCUAUAAAUUGUAUCUCUUUUUCAAUUAAGGGUUUGAAUGCUGUCAAACUGGUCUAAAUCAUUUCUUUUUUGUUGUAUGAAAGCAGAACAUUAUCACUUAAUAAUGUUGGUCUUGUCUUCCCAUGAGUACAUCAACUUCAUGGUCAGUUUCAAUUUAAGGACUGGUCAAAAUUUCCAUGAAGGAGAGAGAUGAUAUUUAGCCCCUGCAUCUCAGCACCACCCUUCUUGUUUCAUCCUUUUCUUUUCAGUGACCUGCCGACAAGAGCCAAAUCUCAGUCUUUCAGAGAGAUUACAGGACUGCUGUUUCUCUUCUCACCAGCUUUUGUCUCCACCUAUAUCUGUGUCCAUCGCUGGUGCCUGUAUUAUGCCUUGCAGAUAAUAUCUGGCUGGUUGCCUUUUGUGGCAGAUCACUCAGAUUCCAUAGUUUAAAACCAGCCUUGCAGGAUGUAGAUCACAGUGAUCUGACAGCUCCAUAAAGACCCCCUUGUCCCUAGGCUACUCUUCCCCACACCCCAUCAAAAUGGGAAUGGAAAAUCCCUCCCUGCCCCCAGCUACUCUGUGGACCACCAGAAGCACAUUAGCUGAGAAUUAGAAACAGAUAAUAAAACAACAAGGAAUGUUACUUGGAGUAUGGGAGAUCUGAGUAUUCACAGUCUGCCUGUGAAAACAGCUCCCCACCCCAAACACUGAUUUUGAUUGUAUUGGAACUGUCCAUUAUCUAGCAAUCUAGCAUCACAAUUUUCUCUGCCUAAUACUAAACCAGAAGAGCUGGUCUUUCCCACUCUUAAGUGGUUUGAAGUUAUUGUAUUAGACUGUUCUAAGGUCACAUAAUGUAGUUCUAAGGCCAGGGUGAUUUCUUGAGCAUUCACCAUAUUUGUACUUGGAAUUUACUUGGUAUAGAUGGUUUGGGUUUUAUGUAGAUGACAGGGGCCAUUUUGUAGUAGCCCUCAUGUGGUGUUGCAAGAGCCCUAGGCAUAUAGCAUUAAAUCAAUGGAAUUAUCAAAGAACAACAUUAGGAAAUUCUUGCACAUCCUCAGAGGAAGCUGUGAUUGGUUUAGUCCAGACAAAGCUCUAGAAGAUUGUAGAUAGUUAGCAGUUGUAUCAGAAAGACUAAUUGGCAAGAUUAUGAAAACAAGGAGUCCUUCAUUCUAUCAUUGAGUUUCACUUGCCACCAUGAUAAGCAAGAUACUGGCUGCACACUAACAGUGUCCUUUUCCACACUAACAGUGUCCCAAAACUUUCAUGAACAGCAGGUUUGGAGAAAGUACAAGAUGCACAUUCCUGACUGGGCUGGAUGACGAUGUGGAUUUGGUGAUUAUGUGAAAGGCAGGGCACACUGUACUGAAUGCUGUAUUUUCUAAAAAAUAAAAUAUUUUUAAAGCAA